UUGGAGACAAGUAUGGAAAUGUACUCUACUUAAAUGAGAGAGAUUGCAGUGUACAAAGAAGACAUCAGAAGAUUAUUGAAGAAGCUCCUGCUCCAAAUGUUACUAGUGACUUCCGCAUCCACUUGGGUCAAGCUGCUGUUUCUGCAGCCAAGGCAGUAAAUUAUCACAAUGCUGACACUGUGGAGUUCAUAGUUGAUACUGCUUCUGGCCAAUUUUACUUCAUGGAGAUGAAUACCCGUCUACAGGUUGAGCAUCCUGUGACUGAGAUGAUUGUCGGUCAAGACCUUGUUGAGUGGCAAAUUCGUGUUGCCAAUGGUGAACCCCUUCCCAUUGAUCAGUCAGAGGUUCCAUUGUUAGGUCAUGCAUUUGAAGCCAGAAUAUAUGAAAAUGUUCCUAAAGGAUUUCUUCCGGUGACUGGAGUCCUUCAUCACUAUCGUCCUGUUCCAGGCACAUAGAGUGUGAAGGUUGAUACUGGAGUUGAGGAAGGAGACACUGUUAGCAUGCAUUAUGGUCCUAUGAUUGCGAAGCUUGUUGUAUGGGGAGAAAGCCGGAGUGCAGCACUGGUUAAACUGAAGGAUAGCUUGUCAAAGUUUCAGGUUGCAGGCCUUCCAACCAAUAUAAACUUUCUCAGAAAGCUUGCUAAUCAUUGGGCAUUUGAGGAUGGAAAUGUGGAAACUCAUUUUAUUGAGCACUUUAAAGAUGACCUCUUUGAUGAUUCCUGUCAUGAAAACGAGGCAUACGAGGAGGCUAUAUAUAGUGCAGCCCUGGUUGCUGCUUGCAUUUGCAAUAAGGAACAUUCAAAUUUUAGAGAAGGUUUUCCUGGAGGCAAUGGAUUAAACUCCAUAUGGUACGCUGAUCCCCCUUUUCGAGUCAAUCACUGUGCGAAGCGUGUCUUUGAAUUUAAGUGGGAUAACGAUUAUGAUAGCACUGGCUCAAAACCACCGGUGCUUUCUCUUACUUAUCAGGCUGAUGGGCAAUAUGAUAUCGAGGUAGAAGGAGAAGGCACUUCCUUGGGCUUUCAUGUCAAAGUGACAUACCUAGGUAACCAUGACUUUAGAGUUGAAGUCAAUGGUGUCAGUGUUCAAGUUAGUUUAGCAACCUACGAGAAGGAUUUGGAUAAGCAUAUGCAUAUCUGGCACGGGUCUAAACAUCAUCAUUUCUGUAACAACCCAGACCCGGGGCAGUAUAGAGGGACGGACUAA
Molecule: messenger RNA, 1202 nt
Organism: Eucalyptus grandis
Lineage: Eukaryota; Viridiplantae; Streptophyta; Magnoliopsida; Myrtales; Myrtaceae
Product: methylcrotonoyl-CoA carboxylase subunit alpha, mitochondrial
Exons: 10
Cellular component (GO): mitochondrion
Molecular function (GO): methylcrotonoyl-CoA carboxylase activity; ATP binding
Source: RefSeq, a predicted model, not a curated record